AUGAAAACGAUCGUCAUCUUGAUACUUUUUAGCAUCAGCUUUCUGGCGAUAAGUUUAGCUGAUGAGGAGGAGGGAGAAAAGAUCGUUGAUGUUGACGCUUUGGAUAGUUCGGUGAAAGCGGAUCUCGGCGAUGAUACAGAUGAUUUCAAGAAGUUCAAUAAAAAAUUCAACAAGAAAUUCAAGAAUAAACACAUCAAGAAAUACGCAGCGAAUUUCAAGAAAAACAACAAACGAUUAAAGGCGAUGAAAGAAAAAGUGAAGGGAAGAAGGUUUAAAGUGAAAAUGAACAAAUUUAUGCAUUUAACGCCUGAGGAAUUUUCAGAGAAAGUUUUGCUGAAAGAGGAUGCGAUGGAGUUUCACGAGAAGAGCAAUUCCAUCGAUCACAAGACGGCUAAAAAGUUGCGAGCGGCAAAGAAAGCGGCGAAAAGAAAAGGCAAAGGCAAAGGACAUGUUGGCGAUGAAGGAGCAUUACCAGUAUCACCUGUAAAAGCGGACGCUGAGAAAUUCUCUUUUUCCGAUGUUGGCUCAGCGCUUAGCCAGUUAAUUUGGGGUAGUGAAACGACUACUAAGGCUCCAACGAAGGCAACAACGAAGCCAACGACCAAGGCAACGACCAAGGCAACGACCAAGGCAACGACGAAGGCAACAACGAAGGUAACGACGAAGGCAACGACUAAAUCGGCAGUGACAACGAAAGCGACGACAACGACGACAGCGUCGACAACGACCACAACGACCACAACCGCGGCUGCUUUACUUCAAGAUGAGCCAUUGCCAGAGAAUUUUGAUUGGAGGAAUGAGGGAGUAAUUACACCGGUGAAGAAUCAAGGAGAAUGCGGCAGUUGUUGGACGUUCAGUGCCGCUGGCGUUCUUGAGGCUCAACACGCGCGAAAGUACAACAAAGAGAUGCUUGAUUUGGCUGAAAUGCAAAUGACAUGCGUUUAUGCAUCAACGAUUUGUGAUGGAGGCGCUUCAGAAGAUGCUUUUGAAUACUAUCAAACAAGCCCAGGAAUUGGUCUCGAAAAGGAUACUCCAUAUGAUCCAAAAGCAUCAAUGACAUGUAAAGUGAAGCCUCCCACUCCAAAAGUGAAAGUCGCUUCUCACAUUAGUCUCCUUGGCUCAACGGUUGAUGAAAUCAAAGACGCUCUUAUCACUGAUGGACCAAUUGGAGUCGGAAUCUACGUGAACGAUGAAUUUAUGUAUUAUGGAGGUGGAAUUUUCGAUGUUCCAUGUAUUGGAAAAGCGCUCGGAGGACAUGCGAUGAUCAUCACUGGAUAUGGCCGGGAGAAUGGUACCGACUAUUGGUUGAUCAAGAACUCGUGGGACACUGAAUGGGGAGAAGAUGGCUAUGCUAAGUUCAAAAUGGGCUCCGAUUUGUGCAAAGUGGAAUCGAAACGGCUAAACCAAGCGCAAAUUGUC
Molecule: messenger RNA, 1419 nt
Organism: Mesorhabditis belari
Lineage: Eukaryota; Metazoa; Nematoda; Chromadorea; Rhabditida; Rhabditidae
Source: the annotation of a GenBank genome assembly